Messenger RNA from Camelina sativa (false flax), 947 nucleotides. Its product is annotated as glutathione S-transferase U28. The record is from RefSeq and is a predicted model, not a curated record. Gene Ontology annotation, cellular component: cytoplasm. Gene Ontology annotation, molecular function: glutathione transferase activity. Gene Ontology annotation, biological process: glutathione metabolic process. NCBI's taxonomy places the organism in Eukaryota, Viridiplantae, Streptophyta, Magnoliopsida, Brassicales, Brassicaceae.
AUGAGUGUGUGGUGUGUGUGUAUAUAUAUAUGGUUUUGGCUAGUAGUCUGUGUCAAGGAGCUUGUGUUGAACCAACAAUGGGGAAAGAGAGUGGCAAAGUUGUGGUUUUGGAUUUCUGGGCAAGUCCUUACGCGAUGAGGACGAAGAUUGCGCUGAGGGAGAAAGGAGUUGAGUUCGAGGUUCAAGAGGAAGAUCUGUGGAACAAGAGUGAGCUUUUGUUGAAAUCAAACCCUGUUCACGAGAAAGUCCCUGUUCUUAUCCACAACAACACACCAAUCUCUGAAUCCCUUGUCCAGGUUCAGUACAUCGAUGAGACGUGGACCGAGGGUGCCUCUUUCUUGCCCACUGAUCCUCAAUCUAGAGCCACUGCAAGGUUCUGGGCUGACUUCGCUGAUAAAACGAUAUCAUUUGAUGGAGGAAGAAAGAUUUGGGGAAACAAGAUAGGAGAAGAACAAGACAAAGGCAUAAAAGAGUUUCUUGAGAGCUUGAAGGCUCUUGAAAAUGAGCUUGGAGACAAAUCUUACUUUGGAGGAGAGACCUUUAGUUAUGUAGAUAUAGCUCUUGUCCCUUUCUACAGUUGGUUCUACGCACUCGAGGAAUGUGGUCACUUCUCUGUCGAAGCUGCAUGUCCGAAGAUCGUGGCUUGGGGAAAGAGAUGUGUUGAACGCAAAAGUGUUGCUGAUUCAUUGCCUGAAUCUGAGAAAGUUUAUCAACAGGUCCUUAAGCUCAGACAGAUUUUUGGUGUUGAAGAAUGUAGUAAACACUAAAAACAUUUCUGUAAUGUUUUCAGUUUUCUUUCUUUGUUUAUCGCUUUGCGCAUGCUUCUUGAGAAAUAAUGAAGUUUUUUUUUUCAGGUGUAUGUAUGAUUCAUCUGUUUAAAUGGUCUAUGAAUGUUUUAUGUUCUAUACUUGUAUUUUUCCAAAAAAAAUGUAUACUAUCAGCAGUCA